This is a messenger RNA of Trichoderma asperellum CBS 433.97, 2670 nucleotides long. Lineage: Eukaryota; Fungi; Ascomycota; Sordariomycetes; Hypocreales; Hypocreaceae. The record is from RefSeq and is a predicted model, not a curated record.
GUUCUCAUCUAAUCUUAUCUGAUCUGAUAAUCUUUACCCAUGGUCUCCUGGCUCCUCCGCCAUCUCCAUGUCUACCAUGGAGUCCAAGACGCCAGAGGAUGCCGAGACUGGAGAGAUUGGUCAGAGCAGAAGAUCCAGCAUCUCUGAGGACAAGCGCCCAUCAGAGGAAUCUAGAACGCCGACGCAAGAGGUCCUCUUCGCUGCUGGAGUCGGACUCCGGGCCGAUGACCCUGCUCUGCCAUGCCUCACUCUUCGCAUGUGGAUGAUUGGCAUUGGCUUCUGUCUCGUAGGCAGCGGUGUCAAUACGCUGUAUACAUUCCGGUUCCCAUCAGUCACUUUAUCCCAGUCUGCCAUCCAGUUCCUGGCGUACCCUCUGGGCAAAGCUUGGGAGUUUGUCGUCCCGGACUGGGGGGUGACUCUGUUUGGCACCCGCCACAGCCUGAACCCUGGCCCAUUCAACUACAAGGAAAACAUUCUCAUCUACAUCUUAGCCAACCUGAGCUACCUGACCCGUCUAAGUGCCGACGUCUUGACCGAGCAGCGCGUAUUUUACGGUGCUGAUACCAACUGGGGCUUCGAAAUAACCAUUACGCUCGCGACAAUCCUUUUUGGAUUCUCCCUGGCUGGUUUCGGCCGGUCCCUUGUCGUCGAGCCAGAGAGUUUGGUAUGGCCAGGCGUGCUUGCCAACACGGCUUUAAACGCAGCUUUGCAUCCUGCAGGCAAAGAGGAUGAGACUGAGGCCAAAUGGAGAUCUUCUCGUUACAAAUUCUUUCUGGUUGCCUUCUCGGCUGCAUUCGUCUGGUAUUGGUUCCCAGACUUCAUCUUCCCAGCGCUGGGAUAUUUCACAUGGGUAUGCUGGACUGCGCCUCGCAACCCAGUCGUAAACCAGCUUUUUGGCAUGAAAAGUGGCAUUGGUCUUUUGCCAUUUACAUUUGACUGGUCGCAAAUUUCGUACAUUGGCAGUCCGCUCGUUGUCCCGACGUGGGCCAUCCUCAACACCCUUGCUUCCGUCGUCUUCUGGAUCUAUGUCGUCACCCCUGCGAUAUACUACACAAAUACUUGGCUAUCGGCCUAUCUCCCUAUUCAAAGCAACUCCAUAUACGAUAAUAUGGGCAAAGUAUACAAUGUCAGCCGUGUCAUCAACAGAAAAGACGGUUUCAUAUUUGAGCCUGAGAAAUACGAAGAAUACUCACAUAUUUAUCUUCCGGUCACUUAUGCCCUGAAUUCUUUUGGUCUAUGCUUUGCUUGCAUUUCCUCACUAUUUGUCUGGAUGUUCCUUGAGAAACGGCACGAAAUCGCCAGGGUAUUCCGAGAAUCCCAGCUUUCCACCUUGUUUGGGCGCAAGAAAGAUGCUAGACCAAGUCUUCAGCCUCAGUAUAACAAUGUUCCCAUAUGGUGGUACGGAAUAUCCUUUCUCGUAUCCAUGGGGCUAGGCAUCUUUGCCUGCGAGUUUUAUGCUGUGCAGCUGCGCUGGUACGGAGUUAUCUUUGCCAUGUUUGUGUCUGCAGUCUUCUACCUCCCGCUGUCUUGGGUCUAUGCUACCACAAACAUGAGAGUCCAGAUUGACAUCUUUUGCCGCAUAAUCGCUGGCUAUGUGUGGGAGGGUAAGGUCCUCGCCAACAUCUGGUUCUUUGAUCUGGGCUACAUUUCCGGCAUCAAAGCUCUCGCGUUUGCCCAAGAUCUCAAACUCGGAAUCUAUUGCAACAUCCCACCAAGGCACUUAUUCGUCGUCCAAAUCGUAGGCCUCAUCAUGGGUACACUGGGCCAAGUUGCUGUUCUAAAUUGGGCCCUGGGCCAUGUUCCCGAAAUUUGUUCCCUGGCUGCAAAGAACGGCUUCACAUGCCCCUAUUCUCGUACUCACUUUAACACGAGCAUGGUCUGGGGUGCUUUGGGGCCUCGCAGAUUCUUUGCUGACGGGACUCUGUACCGUGGCCUUUUGUGGUUCUUCCUCAUAGGAGCUAUUCUGCCUAUCGUGGUAUACGGCAUGAAGAAAACUUGGCCGAAACAGCGGUGGCUGGAAAAGAUUCACGUCCCCCUGUUUCUUGGCGGGCUGAACUACAUCCCUCCCGCCUCUGGGACAAAUUACGGCAGCUGGGUCAUAGUUGGCUUGGUCUUUGGCCUCUGGAUCAAGAGAAACAGUAGAGGCUGGUGGCGGCGAUACAAUUUCGUGCUCAGCUCAGCGCUGGACUGUGCCACUGCCAUCGCAGGCAUCAUCAUCUUUUUCGCCAUUUUCUACACAGGAGCAUCCGAUAAGUUCUCUUGGUGGGGAACCACUGUGUAUCAAGAUACUUGCGACUGGGACAGCUGUACAUAUAAGACAGUUCACAAAGGGCAGACGUUUGGGCCGUAGCGGGGGCUUGAUAACCAUUGGUAGUAAUGAAUUUGAGCGAUUUUUUAAUAGAUUUCUGAAUUAAAUGUCGUCGAGAGAUGUCAAUUUUGCUAUAUACAAGAGAAUACAUAUAUUCAGGACUCAUUCAGCCCUUAGAUUUAGUGAUACUACCUAACCUGUCUCUCGUAGUGGAGGUACAGAGCCUGCAGCAGAUUUCUGUAUCACAAACUGUCAUCGGAACACCGAAGGCCGUAUAGCAAAACAAAAUAUGCAAAAUAUAUAAACGAGUUAAUUAAUAUAUAAACGAGUUAAUUUUCAAACCAUUGAUCUAAAAAGAUGCA